Oncorhynchus tshawytscha (Chinook salmon) is the source of this 1686-nucleotide messenger RNA. Its product is annotated as proline-serine-threonine phosphatase-interacting protein 1. NCBI's taxonomy places the organism in Eukaryota, Metazoa, Chordata, Actinopteri, Salmoniformes, Salmonidae. The record is from RefSeq and is a predicted model, not a curated record. Gene Ontology annotation, cellular component: actin filament; plasma membrane; cytoplasm. The coding region runs from base 78 to 1328 and encodes 416 amino acids. The transcript is spliced from 16 exons. Gene Ontology annotation, biological process: actin filament polymerization. Gene Ontology annotation, molecular function: actin filament binding.
CAUCAAAGAAAUGGACCAAGAUGGUGAUGGGAAACUGUCAGAGGCAGAGAGGAUAUCACAUUUGAUCUACUGCUGAGAUGACUUUACAAUUCCAAGAUUUAUUUUGGGGAGUGGAUUUCAUCAGUAAUGUGGGAUAUGAGGCUCUCAUCCAGAGACUCUGUGAGGGUCGACGGAUGUGCAAAGACAUGGAGGAGCUCUUGAAGAUGAGGGCAUCUGCUGAAGAGAGAUAUGGCAAGGAGUUAGUGAUGAUUGCACGCAAGGCAGGGGGUCUCUGUGAGAUCAGCACUUUGAGAGCAUCCAUUGACCAACUCAAAGUCCAAAUUGAGAACAUUGGGAACCUACACAUACAGCUCUCUGGGAUGUUAAAGGAAGAGGUCAAGAGGAUGGAACAGUUCAGGGAUCGACAGAAAGAGCAGAGAAAAAAGUUUGAAGGCGUCAUGGACAAGGUUCAGAAGAUAAAGGUGUCUUUAUACAAGAAAACAAUGGAGUCUAAAAGGUCCUAUGACCAAAGGUGCAGAGAGGCAGAUGAGGCAGAGCAAGCUGCUGAGAGGAUGAGCAGUGCAGCCACCACCACACCCAAGCAGGCUGAAAGGAUGCACAACAAGUCUAAGCAGUGCAGAGAGGCAGCAGGAGAGGCAGAAAAACAAUACAUGUCAAUCAUUGAACAGCUAGACAAGAUUCGCCAAGAAUGGGAAACCACACAUGAGAGCACAUGUGAGGUCUUUCAGCAGCAGGAGGGAGAUCGUAUCAACAUCCUAAGGAAUGCCAUCUGGGUCCACUGUAACCAAUUCUCAAUGCAAUGUGUCAAAGAUGAUGAGUGUUUUGAGGAUGUGAGGAAAACUCUAGAACUGUGUGACAUCACGGUAGACAACAACUGCUUUGUUGAGAUGAAAAGCACUGGCUCAAGUCCACCAGCUCCCAUUGUGUUUGAGAACUACUAUGAGAGGGAGCCCUCGACAGACACCAAUGGCAGUGCCCGCUUUGUAGGAGGUGUUAUGAAGAGGUUUUCAAACCUUUUGCAAGGCAACUCCUCGACUGGCUCCAAAAUUAACGUCAAUGACUGUUCACAGCCAUUAGCCCCACCUACUGCCGACACAUCAGAUGGAGUGUACGCCUCCAUUCCUGGAUUUCAGCCAGUUGAGCCAACCAUCUCAGAGAGCAGAGAGAAGUACCAGGCGCUAUAUGACUAUGAGGCUCAGAGUGCGGGUGAGCUGUCCAUGUCUGGAGGGGAGAUGGUGGUGGUCAUUGAGCAGGGUGUGGAUGGCUGGUGGACUGUGGAGAGGAACGGCCUAUCAGGACUGGUCCCUGGAUCCUAUCUGGCCAAAUAAUGAGCUCCUCUUGGCACAAGUAGUAAGGCUGGAAGGCCCAUAGCAUAGCCCUACCCUGCAUAUGUCUUAGUUUGACUAUUUCCUCUAAGCCUAACAGUGCUGAUAAUGUUAGCUCAGUCUUGGCUAUACUGUAUGUGUUGUUGAGUGACCUCACUGACCUGAGACCAUGGCUUUAUCUAAUGAUGGAGAUUAUUAACUUAUUUGUUGUCAAGAUGGAAAGAGAUGUGCACUUACCUGUUUUACUUUCCUCUCAAGUCAACAGGCAAUACAGUUUGUUGUUGAACAAUCCUACUGUAGCCAGGACAGCUGCAAAAUAAAGCACUCUAGUUUUUACAUUUGGUUGAGUUGUCAACUAAGG